This is a messenger RNA of Misgurnus anguillicaudatus (oriental weatherfish), 1429 nucleotides long. It is a transcript of the gene chac1, whose product is annotated as ChaC, cation transport regulator homolog 1 (E. coli). Gene Ontology annotation, biological process: glutathione catabolic process. NCBI's taxonomy places the organism in Eukaryota, Metazoa, Chordata, Actinopteri, Cypriniformes, Cobitidae. The record is from RefSeq and is a predicted model, not a curated record. Gene Ontology annotation, cellular component: cytoplasm. Gene Ontology annotation, molecular function: glutathione specific gamma-glutamylcyclotransferase activity.
CAAACCAGCCGUCAUUUCAUCAUUCGCCGGAGACGAAACAGCGCGACCUCGAAGCGUCCUCUAAACAAUCGCGUUUCCUGAUUAAAAGUGAUUAAUUUAAAGUGUCUUGUGAUUGGCGAUAGCGAUUUGUUUGUAAACACAAGACUAGCUGGUGAGCUAGCAACUGCGCGCGUGUUUUAUUCCGAUUGAAAGAGCCGAAGAGGCCAAGAUGGAGUUUUAAUGCAAUAAUGCGGUAACUGCACGGCAUCGGCAUGCACCAGGCAAAGAAAAACGAUUUGCGGGACUCUACCAUCACAACUGCCAAGCAGUUGGGCUCUGAUACCGUCCGCGGUAUAGCUUUGAGCCAACCGAUACCUCUACUCCUUGACCGGAGGAAGCUAACGCUAGCUACCUAACUUAACUUAGUUAGCCCGUCAAAGCGGUUGUAACAUUAAAACCAUCUCGUAUUUUGUUACCCUUCCCGUCCUCAUACUAUCCUGUAAAGAUGAAACCUCAAGACAUCAUUGCUGGAAAAUCCAGCCUGUGGAUCUUCGGGUACGGCUCGCUGGUUUGGAAACCUGACUUCAAGUACAAGAGGAGCAAGGUCGGUUAUAUUAAGGGAUACAAGAGACGCUUCUGGCACGGGGAUAAUUUCCAUCGUGGAGAUGAUGAAAUGCCCGGAAGAGUGGUGACGCUCAUCGAGGAGGAUGACGCGUGCACCUGGGGUGUUGCCUUUGAGGUGACUGGCUCUCAGGUCGAGGAGUCUCUCAAGUACCUGAAUGUAAGGGAGGCGGUGAGGGGUGGCUACCUCACCGAGGCUGUAGAUUUCUUCCCAGAAGGAAAGAACCAGUUGCCUGUCCAGGCUCUGGUUUACAUCGCCACGGUCGACAACCCCAUGUACCUGGGGCCGGCCAGCAUAGAAGAAAUCGCAGCACAGAUCGCCGUGUGCAAGGGGAAGACUGGCUACAACAUCGAGUACCUGCUUCGCCUGGCCGAGUUCAUGAGAGUGAGCUGCCCGGAUGUGGAUGACCCUCAUCUGUUCUCCAUCGAGGAGGCUGCUCUUGCCAUCAUUCGACCCAUGUUGUUUAAAGGCCAUUAAUCUUUAUUUUCUGUAAUGCUUUAACUAUCACUUACCAUAAAGGUCCUAACAAAAGUACAUGCUGUUUGUGAUGUGGUAGCUGUUUGUGAAUGCACUCCCAGUAAAUAAAGCUAUUAAAUUCAAUUUUACUGUAUUAAGGGAACACUACUAUAAGGGAAUGUGGUCUAAGUUGUCUGUUAUGUAUGGUGACAUUAUACAUACAUAAUGUCAUGUUCUUUUAUGGGUUUUGAUCCAAGCGUGUGAUACUGUAGUGUAAAUGCAUGCUUGUUUGACAAUGUAUUGCCAAAGUUUGUACAAUACACAUCCAUUUCCUUUGCACAUACUGUUGAACCAUUAAAAUCUGAGAAUUUA